UAACAAUUUAAUGAUUUUGCUAUAUAUCUUUGUCAGAUAUAGAAUUAUUGUGAUUCGUUCAUAUAUCGUACUAACUUGCUAAAUUAUUUAAACAUUCCAAGUUUCCGAAGUGAAAUUCAAAGUUAGAAAAGAAUUAUAUUGUUAGGAACAGGGUUUGGAAUUGAAAACAGAAGUAACGAGCAAGAAUUCAUUGUUUUGAAGUUUAGUAUAUAAGCCAGCCUUCAGUAUGGGGAAAGGUGGAAAGAAGAAGAAUAAACAUUCGGAGAAAGAUAUUGGGGCAUCUGGUACCUCACCUGAAACUCAACCUUCUACUUCUCAAGCACCCAUUGCGGAAGUUCAAAAGUUGAAUAUAGCUGAUAAACCUGAGCCUAGCGAACCCAAAGAUGAAUGUUUUGGCUUAGGUAUAGAGGGAUCUAGUAAAAAACGUCCUCGUAAAAAGAAGAAAGAUGAUACCUCUCAUGUAGGUGAUUCAUCUGCCCAGCAAAUGACUGGACUCACUGCAGCUGGUCCUGCACAAGCCUUUCCCAAACUUUCUACUGGGUUAGGCCGUGGCAGAGGCUGGGGUCCUCCACAAAUGGUUCCACAGGCACAAGUUGUCCCAAUUCAACCUAUUCAGCCACAAGUACCAGUGCAACCUCAAGUACAACCUAUGGGUGGCUGGGGAGCACCACAACCAACUGUUCAACAACACCAACAACCACCGCAACGGUCUUUCUCAGAAACAGAAACAGCACCACAAUUUGCCAAACCGCCAACAUUCUCACAACCACAAUCAUCUGGUGUAGGACGUAGUAGAGGAAGAGGAUAUGCUCCUGAUCCCAAAUCAGAUAAAACGAUAUCAUUUGGAAGCAAAUCCUCUGAAACUCCAAAUAGAUUUAAAAUACCAACAAAAUGUCCCGGCGGUAUUGUUACUAGACAAUCAAGACCAAUCAAGUUAAUUACAAAUUACUUAGAGAUGAAAAUUAAGCCUCUUAAAAUAUAUCGCUACGACGUUUCGAUUAAGCCAGAGAAACCGAAAAAGUUAACACCAAAGGCUUUUAUGGCUGUAAAAAAUAUGAAAUUUCCAAAUCACGUAGUUGCAUUCGAUCAAAGAAAAAAUUGUUACUCAUUAACACGUCUCUGGAAUACAUCAGAAGAACGUAUGAACGUAAACGUGGAACUUCUUGAUGACAAUAAAGUAAAGAUGAAUUUCGAUGUGACAAUGAAGGCGACUGGAGUUGUGGAUAUCAACACAAUUUUACAGCACAUGAAGAAUGGCGAAAGUUCGUUGAAUCCACCAACAGAAGCCAUUCAAGCAAUCGAUGUAAUUUUACAGCAAGGAACUUUGGAAAAUUAUGUGAAAGUGGGAAGACAAUAUUUCAUGCGGCCGAGGAGCCCGAUAGACUUGUUCUAUGGCAUGGAGAUGUGGACCGGGCUAUUUCAGUCUGCAAUAUUUACUUCCCGUGCCUUCAUUAAUAUUGAUGUUGCACACAAAGCUUUUCCAAGAAAUCAAUCUUUAAUUGAUGCUUUAAUUAAAGAUUUUCGCUUGGAUCCAAAUAAACCAUUGAAUCAACAAAGGGGUGUUGAUUAUUUUGAACAAUUUAUUAAGGGACUGAGGGUUGUAGCGAGGAUCGGAGGCGGAGCAAAAAUCCGAGAAUACAUAUGCAAUGGACUAGUUGAACCAUCGAACCGGCUCACCUUCCCUCUCAACGACCCCGCAGGGAAAGGGAAGACAAUUACCGUUGAGAAAUAUUUUGAAGUUGACAAGAAAUACAGAUUACGCUAUCCUUACCUGAAUUGUAUGUGGGUGGGACCGAAGGAUAAAAAUAUUUAUUAUCCUAUGGAGCUUUUACAUAUCUCUUUCGGCCAGCCAAUAAAUAAGCAGCUCAACGAAAAGCAGCUCCAAACGAUGGUCCGCGAAGCAGCAACUCCUCCCAACGAGCGCAUGAAUAAAAUUAAAGAAGUAAUUCGUAACAUGAAUUACUCGGCGAAUGCCAGCUUCAAGCACUUCCAAUUGGAAGUUUCGGACAAAUUCUUCCAAGUAGACGCUAAGGUAUUGCAAGCGCCCAAAUUGGAUAUCGGAGUUGGUAAACCUGUUGAUCCAAGAAAAGGCGUAUGGCAAGCCAAUCGCUUCUUGAAGGCAAGUGCGCUUGAAACAUGGGGCUUAAUUACUAUCGAAGCAGACCCUACCACAUGCCAGUGCCAAAGCUUCAUAGAUAUGAUAAAGCGAGUCGGUGUUCAAAUGGGUAUGUCCGUGCGAGAUCCCCUGAUGACAAAUUUCAACGUUAGAAUGAACGAGAUCCAUAAGAUAUUAUUAACAGCGUAUGAAAAGAGAAUAAAUAUCUUAUUCGUUAUCGUCCCGGUGAGGUUUAGAGAUGCCUACGAAAAGGUGAAACGUAUGGCGGAACUUGAAGUGGGCAUCUUGACACAAUGUAUCAAAGAUAUGACAGCCUCACGUCGUAUGAGCGAGCAGACAGUGCGCAAUAUAUUGUUAAAGGUAAAUUCUAAGCUCAUGGGAAUCAAUCAAUGCUUAGAAGCACGCUGUGUACCCGAGUGCAUCAAGAAGGGAGGAGUCAUGAUGGUCGGCGCUGAUGUAACACAUCCUCCCCCAGAUCAGAAAACAAUCCCAAGCAUCGCUGCAGUUAGCGCUUCGAUUGACCCUAAAUGUUUCUUAUACAAUAUUGAAUUAAGCAUGCAGACGCCAAAGGAAGAAAUUAUUGUGGACUUUGAAGACAUGAUGUUUGAUCAUUUGCAAAAUUACAGACAGCGACAAAACAUGCUUCCACGCAAGAUAUUUGUGUUUCGUGAUGGAGUUUCUGAAGGACAAUUCGCUCAAGUGAUGCGAAGUGAGCUGGUGGCUAUACAGAAAGCUUAUCACCGAUUGGAUCAACAGGUGAAGCCGGAAAUAUUAUUCUUACUUGUACAAAAGAGACAUCACACGCGGUUCUUCUUGGGAGAGAGUAAUCCACAAAAUGUAGAGCCCGGUACUGUGGUUGACAGUGAAAUUGUACACCCGCGCGAGUUGGACUUUUAUUUGGUAUCGCACCAGGCUCUGAAGGGCACGGCGCGGCCGACGCGCUACCACGUGAUCUGCAACGACGGCAACAUCCCGUCGGACGAGGUGGAGCAGCUGGCGUACUACCUGUGCCACCUGUACGCGCGCUGCUCGCGCUCCGUGUCGUACCCGGCGCCCACGUACUACGCGCACCUGGCGUGUCUGCGCGCGCGCACGCUUACCAGCGGGGAUCGUAUCAACAACGCUGAAUUAGAAAAGAAGCCUAAGCGACUUCGCGUGCUGGAUAGGAUGUUGCAGCACAGCCGUAUGUUCUUCGUUUAAUUCCCACGUUCCGAACGUAGCUCUUCGAGGGGAUCAUGUAUUAGAUUGCAUAAAAUUUUUCAUAAAAUUUCGUAAUUAUAACGAUGUAGUUUUAAAGUUAUUUUAUUAAAAUAAAGUUCAUUACGAUAUUGUAAAAUGUUAUGUGACGAUAUAUAUAUAUAUAAGCCCUUUUUAUUUUGUUGGUGUGAAAAUAUUUAAUUUGUGUAGUGCUAAGUUUUUCAAUUUGUUAUGAUCCUACUUAAUUUGUUUCCAAAAUAUUUUAAUUGUUACUAAAAAAAUUAAGUUAUUAAGUCAAUUCAAAACGUAUAAUUAUAUUAUUUAGCCAAAGGGCUUUUCAGGUUAAGCCCGUUUAGGUAGGUAUCACUAAUCCUCACAUAUUCUACUUUGAAAACUGAGUGAGUCCACCAUUGCUGGCUAAUAGGGCAUAAAAUAUUAGUUUCCAAGGUUAACGGUGUAUUGGCGUUGUAAAGUAUGGUUAAUAUAUAUUUUUUAAUGGUACAUUUGGCAAACGGGCGAGGAGGCUCAUCUAAUGGAAAGUGACUACCACCGCCCAUGGACGUCUGCAACACCAGAGGGCUAUCAGAUGCGUCACCGGCCUUUAAGAAAGGUGUAGGCUCUUUUUUUUAAGGUUCCCAAGUCGUAUCGGUUCGGAAAAACCGCCCACGAAAGCCGGUUCCACAGAGUGGUUGUGCGAGGCAGAAAACGACUUAAAAAUCUCGCUGUUGUGAAUUUUUGGAUAUCUAGGUGAUUCGGAUGGAACUUGGAAUUGGAGGACUGGUGAGGCCGAAUUUGCGCCUUGUAUAGUUUUAGGCGAUGGGCCGACGUGAAAUACUGUCUGGCCUUGCUGAGCACACCGAGCUUUGGUGCCAGUUUGGUUUUGCUUUCCAACUGACCGAGGAACUGAACGAGGCUUGAAACAUCAACGCCAAGUAUUCCGAUACUAGCUGUGGUGGCAUUGGGUAUGUCCUCAAAUCGUCGAGAUGACGACAAAUGGUGAUUUUUAGCGGUUAACGUGCAAACGUGUUUUGGGGUUCAAUUGGACUAGGUUUAGCCGGCCCCAGUCCGAGACUCUAUUUAGCAAAGACUCGAUUUCAGAAACAAGCUUUUUCCGGUUUUUGUCGACGUUUUCCCCCAGAAAUAUAAAGUCUUUAAGGUGUAUACGGUACUGUCGUCUGCAUAGCAGUGACUGCUCCUAAUUUGCAACAAGUCAUUGAUUUGCAGAAGAAAAAGAGUGGGCGAUAGUGCGCAGCGUUGUGGAACACCAGAAUUGACGAAUUUUAAGUUAGAGCAUGCACCGUCGACAACGACCUUGAUGCUUCUAUAGAAGCCCAUAGGAAGGAAGCUUUGAAAGAAGCGCUUUGUACCACACGCGAUCGAAGGCUUUACUGUGCCCAAGCUGGCUGCUAAUGCCUCACUCUUGCACUCAACUAGAAGAUCAGAAGAUCCGGCUGAGCGAACCCGACGGAAACCGUACUGGCGUUCGCUAAUCAGCUGGUGCUCCUUUAAUUACCUGGCAGAUAAUAAUGGUAGGUACACAAGGUAAAAUUAUAAUAUCUCUUACAUUGCCAAUGUCAUAGAUAUUGGCGUUGUAAGAAGGUAGUGGUGACCACUUACUAUCAGGUAGCCCACUUGCCUGUCCGUCCACCUACCUAUACAAGAAAAGUUUAUAUAUAUUUAUAAUCAUGUCAUUUAAUUUACAAAUUUUCUAAUUUUUAAUAUAUUUGGUUUUACUUAUUAUUAUUUUUUUGUAAGCAAUACUAUAAUAUAUUAUUUCACUCACCAUAUACUUCAUCACAUUUACCAAGGUUUCAAAUAUAAAACAAAUUCUUCAAUCGUAUGGUGUCGUAAUUCUGCUCGUUUUUACUGAGAUUAAAUGUACUCAUACAUAACGACUACAAGACCGCUCAUAUUAUUGUUCUCAUUAAUAUAAUAAUAUAUGUUACUGUGUAUAUUCUUGUAGUAUUUAAUAUUAUGUGGUAGAAUGUAAGUAUAUAAAAAUUCGAAUUUUAUCAAUAAUCAAGACUUAUUGGCAAAUAUUUUUAUAGCAUAGUGUGAUUUUUAAACUGGUCUAAAAUUUUCUUAUAUUGUCUCAGAAGAAAACACUAGUAUAGUUUUAAAAGAGGCUGAAUUAUCAUAUAUUAUUUUCUAAAUUGACUAAUGUCCUCUAAGCAAUUGAGUUUUUAGUUUUAAAAAAAAGUAAAAAUAAAUGUAUUUUAUAACAAAAAUAUAUAUAAAAGAGUGAGUAAAAAAAGAUGUAAACCAAAUCAAUUUUAAAAUUUACCAUUAUUACUUUACGAUAACAAACAACAUUUCUUUUGUAAUAAAAAAAUCUUUACAAUUUUUUAUUGACUUAAUAUCUAGGUAUAUUUAAUUGUAUACAAAGAAAAAGACCUAAAGAGUAAACAACUUUGAUCAUUUUUAAUUAUCAAAGCAUUUAUUAAAUUCCCAUUGAAUAAAAAUAAUGUCGAAAUAUUUACAUUUAGAUCGUGUUAUUAAACAUGAAUUGAAUAGAGUAAAAUAGUGAUUUACAGUUAAUAUCUCUUGAUAUUUAUGGUUUAAAAAUGCUGCACAAAUUAGUCGACUUGCUAAUAUAUGAUUGAUUUUGAUAUUUUACGAUGUGGUAGUACAGAUUUAAUCUUUCUUCAUAUUACAUUUUUUAACUAUGCCUAUAGACAAAAUGAUUAUAAAGUGUUUUUUCUAUACCUAAGGAGCUAGCAAGCAAGAUAUAUUUAUAAUAUGGUCAUGUGGAAGAUAUUAUUAACAUUGAUAAUUGUGCCAACAUGAAGAACCA
This is a messenger RNA of Vanessa atalanta (red admiral), 6107 nucleotides long. RefSeq names its product protein argonaute-2-like (gene Ago2). Gene Ontology annotation, molecular function: RNA binding; protein binding. The transcript is spliced from 22 exons. The record is from RefSeq and is a predicted model, not a curated record. NCBI's taxonomy places the organism in Eukaryota, Metazoa, Arthropoda, Insecta, Lepidoptera, Nymphalidae. Bases 227 to 3316 code for a protein of 1029 amino acids.